Molecule: messenger RNA, 486 nt
Organism: Acanthisitta chloris (rifleman)
Lineage: Eukaryota; Metazoa; Chordata; Aves; Passeriformes; Acanthisittidae
Product: rho GTPase-activating protein 10-like
Exons: 5
Cellular component (GO): cytoplasm
Molecular function (GO): GTPase activator activity; protein binding
Source: RefSeq, a predicted model, not a curated record
AUGGGGCUGCAGCCCCUGGAGUUCAGCGAUUGCUACCUGGAUAGCCCCUGGUUCAGGGAGAGGGUGAGAGCUCACGAGGCCGAGCUGGAGAAGACCAAUAAGUUUAUCAAGGAGUUGCUGAAGGAUGGGAAGAACCUGAUCGCCGCCACCAAGAACCUUUCAGCAGCCCAGAGAAAAUUCGCCCAUUCUCUGAGAGACUUUAAAUUUGAAUUCAUUGGUGAUGCAGAGACAGAUGAUGAAAGAUACAUAGAUGCAUCACUUCACGAAUUUUCAAACUUUUUAAAAACUCUUGAAGAACAAAGAGAAAUUCUGGCACUCAGUGUUACUGAAACUCUGAUCAAACCUUUGGAAAGAUUUAGGAAAGAGCAGCUAGGAGCUGUAAAGGAGGAAAAAAAGAAGUUUGAUAAAGAGACAGAGAAGAACUACAGUUUGUUGGAAAAACACUUGAAUUUAUCAGCUAAGAAGAAAGAGAUACAAUUACAAGAG